AUGGAUCUGGCGGAACAGAUACACGACUCGACAUUCUGCACAGUGAACGAUAACACCCCCACCAGAGUUAUGGGUAAUUGCCAAAGCUCGCCAGACAUAACAAUUGCGAGUGCUGGUCUGAUAAACAGUAUAGUCUGGCGACCUAUACUGACGUUAGCAUCGGACCACUUGCCCAUACAUAUCUCGAUUGACAGGCCUCCUGACUUUGUUUCCGCGGACCACCGGACAUUCGUUAACUUUAAAAAAGCUAACUGGCCCGGAUUCACGGAAUUUACCGAGAACGCCUUUAGUGCUCUUCCCACUCCAACUGACGUCACCGCUGGUGAACGCUCAUUCCGCAGGGUCGUCAUGACCGCUGCCGCCCGCUUCACCCCGGCAGGCCUAAUUGCGGAAAUCCGCCCUAAUUUUCCGACAGAAGCGGCGGUACUAGCAACCAGGCGCGACACCCUUCGAAGCUCCGAUUCCAGGAAUCCCCUAAUCAGGGAUUUAAACGCGGAGAUUCGAUUAGUCGUAAACAGUCAUAAGCGGAAAAAGUGGGAGGAGCACCUAAGGACCUGCAACCUCUCCUCUGGGGCAACCAAGCUCUGGGCCACAGUCAAGUCGCUGUCUAACCCGACGAGACGCGAUGACCGGGUGGAAAUU
This is a messenger RNA of Ceratitis capitata (Mediterranean fruit fly), 642 nucleotides long. RefSeq lists its product as uncharacterized. The record is from RefSeq and is a predicted model, not a curated record. NCBI's taxonomy places the organism in Eukaryota, Metazoa, Arthropoda, Insecta, Diptera, Tephritidae. The transcript has a single exon. The annotation marks the transcript as partial.